CUCAGGGCCCCACAGGCUGGGCGGGUGCUCCACGGCUGAGCCCCAGCCCCACACUGGGUUUUCUUAUCAUAUAUAAUCCCAGCCUCCUGGGUUUAUGUCUGGAAUGAGUGUCGAGACCAAACAUUAAUUGUGCGCCCUCUGCAUGCCAAGCCUGCUCUGGGCAUUUAUUAGUUUAGCGAUUCCUUUUAAGGAUCUAUGAAGUUGCUACUGUCACUUCUGUUUUAGCCCCAGGAAAAGGGGCGAAUCCAGGGUAAGGACCCGGGACGGCAUAGCCGAGGAGUAGCGGAGGCAGGACCGGGGCCAGGAACCCCUGGCUCUGAGUGGGCUCUCACCCACUGUCCCCAGGACGCAGCGUACUGCGGGGACCUGCUGGGCGCCAGGGCUCGGGCCACCACCCUUCCACAGAGUCGGGAGCUCGGGCUGCUCCCACCGCCCAGCUGUCCAGGCCACUCCUGCGGCCCUGCCCUGGCCCUGCUGCCUGGUCCCACCCUCCCUCUGCCAACAGAGUCUGGGCAGGGUUUUAUGGGCUCUGAUAAGGCCCCGGUGAGGCCGAAGUCUACAAGCACUUCCUCUUUGUGCCCGGGCAGGUGGGGACGAGUGUCCACCAGGAAAGCCAGUGUGUGCUCAGGGAUCCCUGGGAGAAGGACCUCGUGGCCCUCCCUGCCUGCCACUCCCUUUGCCUCUGCUAUAAGGGCCACCCACUGCCUGCCACCUGCCACUUUCUCUCUCCUCUAGCUCCUCUCUAGCACAAGCCACCAGCGCAGCCUCUGAAGAUGGCCUUUGUCCCUGCACCCGGCUACCAGCCCACCUACAACCCGACUCUGCCCUACAACCAGCCCAUCCCCGGCGGCCUCAGCAUCGGAAUGUCCAUCUACAUCCAAGGAGUGGCCGAUGAGAAGAUGAAGCGGUUCCAGGUGAACUUUGCUGUGGGGCAGGACCCGGGGGCGGACAUCGCCUUCCACUUCAAUCCCCGCUUCGAUGGCUGGGACAAGGUGGUCUUCAACUCACAGCAGGGUGGCCGCUGGGGCAACGAGGAGAGGAAGAGGAGCAUGCCCUUCAGCAAGGGGGCCCCCUUUGAGCUGGUGUUCAUGAUCAUGGCGGAACACUACAAGGUGGUGGUCAAUGGAAACCCCUUCUACGAAUUUGGACACCGGCUGCCCCUGCAGAUGGUCACCCACCUGCAGGUGAAUGGCGACCUGCAUCUUCAGUCAAUCAACUUUCUCGGGGGCCAGUUCACCCCAAAUCAGGGACCCAUGGGCCUGCCACCUCACUAUGGUCCCGGGCCCAAUCAUCACCACCUGGGCAGCCUGCCUACCAUGAUGGGACCCCCUACCUUCAACCCGCCUGUGCCAUUCACAACGAAGCUGCAUGGGGGGCUGACGGCCCGGAGAACCAUCAUAAUCAAGGGCUACGUACUCCCCACGGCCAAGAGCUUUGCCAUUAACUUCAAGGUGGGGUCCUCGGGGGACCUGGCUCUGCACAUUAACCCCCGCAUGGGUGAGGGCGCCGUGGUCAGGAACACCUGUGUGAGAGGCUCCUGGGGCUCUGAGGAGAGGAAGAUCGCCCACAACCCGUUUGGCCCUGGCCAGUUCUUUGAUCUGUCCAUUCGCUGUGGCACGGAUCGCUUCAAGGUCUACAACAACGGCCAGCACCUCUUUGACUACUCCCACCGCCUCCCCGCCUUCCAGACAGUGGACACGCUGGAGAUCAACGGCGACGUCACCCUGUCCUAUGUUCAGGUCUGAUCUACUCUUGGCGAAACUCCUGGAAAGACAAAAGGAUUCCCCAGGACACCUUCCUAACCCCUAAUAAAAUCUCUGAGGGUG
Marmota monax (woodchuck) is the source of this 1826-nucleotide messenger RNA. RefSeq names its product galectin 4 (gene Lgals4). The transcript is spliced from 10 exons. Gene Ontology annotation, molecular function: carbohydrate binding. The coding region runs from base 774 to 1745 and encodes 323 amino acids. NCBI's taxonomy places the organism in Eukaryota, Metazoa, Chordata, Mammalia, Rodentia, Sciuridae. The record is from RefSeq and is a predicted model, not a curated record.